This is a messenger RNA of Branchiostoma floridae (Florida lancelet), 1890 nucleotides long. RefSeq names its product plexin domain-containing protein 2-like. Bases 1023 to 1847 code for a protein of 274 amino acids. Lineage: Eukaryota; Metazoa; Chordata; Leptocardii; Amphioxiformes; Branchiostomatidae. The record is from RefSeq and is a predicted model, not a curated record. The transcript is spliced from 9 exons.
GUUAGUUCCGACCACCUGGCCGGUCCGCAGCUGCCGCCUUCAGUACGGCGUCUGGAGCAAGCGGGGUGGUUUAGCAGGGACAAGGACGCGUGUCACACCGAGGAACACCAGUCUUGUUAUCCCGGAACGUGCCGGCUGGCUAUCCGGGAGGUGUUCCGGGAACGAACCAAUCUUCCAGGAAAACGUCGGUGCGCGCACGGUGACUGCAGUCUUAUUUACGGCGCUUGGGCCACAUUGCCGUGUGACAGUAUAGGUUUACAGGCGUGGAUGGGGGGUAUCGCGAACCGCCAAGAUUUCCCGGUAAUCUAGCGGAUUGGAGUCAAUUAGGCGUAUUGCAUAGUCAUCACGGAAGGUGUUUAUACAGCAGACAGGCCCGAUUGGGGACUUACCGAGGCGGCGACGAGUCUGCGGGCGGGAGGUGAAGCCCUUGGGCCCCGCAGGACGCGAUGGGUAGAUUCGAAGGUGUAAAUGGACCUCGUUUCACAGGUUGAUGUCUGGUGACAGCCGCAGUGGUCGCACAGACGGAUCGAUCAGCGGACACUUGUGAACAGGACGGCGGUGGAGGAGGCCAGACUUUCACGAGCAGGCGGUUCAAGGGCGCGCGGGUGUACGCCGUGUACAAUCAGACAUCGGAUCGUAACGUUGGCCGAGCUAUCCUGCGCACUUCUCAUCAGAUCAGCUAUAUGCAUGUACGUUCAGAUACUAUUCUUGGGCGUAUAGUUCCUUUGACUGUACAGUAUAAAGGAGGAGCUUUUUAAAAGAUGCAGCAUCUCAAUGCAGGCUCUGGUGGUUCCGGCUUAAGUGAGCCCUGACUUGCCCUCUCUUGCAUAUCCACAGAGCACCCUUUACAGAUGAAGAGCCCCGGCGUAUUCCCUCGCCCUUUAUCUCAAAACCAAUUGCUAUAAUUCAUUCACCGGGCGUGUACAGUUGAAAGGAGUUCUGUGGACCCUCCGAUGAGUUGGGUUUCCGCUGCCGGUUUCUGGUUUCAGUUGUAGUCUCCUUUGGGGAGCGCCGCUGCAGCGAUGAUGGAUAAUUGCCCGGGGCUGUUUCUACUUGUCUCUGUGACAUUGGCGCUGUUGGGGGCUUCUAAAGAGCAGUCUAUAGGAGGAGAACCGAGGCUAGAGGCAAGAUCUGCCGCCACUUUCCCGGAAGACAACCUCCCUCCACAGGAGAAUGACAGUAACGUGGAGAGCCGCCGUGAAUAUUACCAGCCCAUCUACGUCCCGGCAUACCCGCCCGGAGGGGGAUUCUGGGUAGACCUGGACCCCGGGGAACGCUGGGUAACCGUUGCCACGGGGCUUCCGGAAACCGAAGUGCAAGAUAAGAGCAUCAGAACGACAUUUGACUUCCCAUUUUAUGGUCAUCCAAUCAGAAACGUGUCAAUAGCGAUGGAGGGAUUUCUCUCCAUCGGGUCCCUACUGAUGGAGUCUAUGGCCUCUACACAGUACAUCGCGCCGCUCAUGGCUAACUUUGACGCCACGUUAGACCCCAUGUCUGCGGUACGGUACAGAGACAACGGAUCCACGUUAACGGUAGAGUGGUUCAGAGUUCGGCUAGAAGACAAUGUAGAUGCGGGAUCCUUCACUUUUCAAGUGACCUUGUGCAGCGAUGGGCGAAUCAUCUUUGUCUACAAAGAGGUUCCCAUCCCUACGUCACGAAUAGACGACUCCUCGUACCCAGUAAGGGUGGGCAUAUCCGACGCCUACACAGUCGACAUACUGCUCCUACCAAUCGCAAACGUCCAUAGAAAGACGGUGUACGAGUACCACACGCUGGACCUGCAGCUACAGAAGGUCAAAACUCGCUCGGCCUUCCUCUUAUCUCCCCUCCCGAGUAAGUACCUCUGACGUUCGAUCUUUGCAAAGAGAGCUAUUCAACAUGCAAUAAACU